Messenger RNA from Folsomia candida, 1030 nucleotides. RefSeq names its product putative SEC14-like protein 6. Gene Ontology annotation, cellular component: cytoplasm. NCBI's taxonomy places the organism in Eukaryota, Metazoa, Arthropoda, Collembola, Entomobryomorpha, Isotomidae. Bases 167 to 886 code for a protein of 239 amino acids. The record is from RefSeq and is a predicted model, not a curated record. The transcript has 8 exons.
UAGUUUGAGACGCAAUUAAUGGAAUAUGUAAAUCGUAUGCAAAUGUCAAUUAAGUUCAAAGUACAAUCGAAACGAAACAUGAGAAUAUAAUUUUCCGGGAAUUUGCCUCCUUCCUUGAUCCGAAAUUUCUUAUGAUUAUUAACCGUGUGAUUUAUUCAGAAUCGAAAUGGUAAUGCCUAAAAGUAACGACUGUGAUGAGUGUGAACUGCGACUAUUGAGAGAGUUUCAAUCAAGAGUUGCCGACUUGGAACAAGACGAAGAUACAUGCCUCCGAUUUCUGACAGCUCGGGAAUUUAAAAUACAUUUAGCAGAAGAAAUGAUGAGAAACUCUGUAGAAUGGAGAAAAACAAUUGGAAUUGACAACUAUUUGAAUUGGGUGGUUUCUGAAGCAAAAGAAGAAGAUCAUAUUUUUAAAAUUACAGGUGUUAAUCACAAUGGUGGACCAGUCCUGUGGGUUCCACUUGGUACAUGGCUGGCACGAUAUUGGGUUGAGAGAGGAAAACAAGAAGAAACGACGCUUUAUGGUUAUCGAAUUCUCGAGACAGCCUUCAGAGAGAUGAAGUCGAGGAACAACAAGAAAAUCGUCGCAAUUUUGGGCAUCGAGACCCUCACAUACUACAAAGUUUCCCAUGUUCCAACUUUGAAGGUUUUGUACGCUGCCUUUCAAUCUUUGGAGCAAAAUUACCCAGAGAUUUUACAGUCGCUUAUUAUUGUUAAUGCUCCCUGGAUGUUUUCCAUCGCAUUUAGUUUCAUCAAACCCAUCCUAUCUCCCAAAACGCUGGGUAAAAUACAAGUGUUCAACUCUGAGAGAGAAAAGUGGCUUCCUGCUCUGCGACAGCUCAUGCCAGAUUCUGCAAUACCUUCGGAUUACUUAAAAAGUGCUUAAUAAAAUCUGCCUUCAGCGAAUGAUACGAUAUUCGUUGUCGACUCAGGAUGGUCACAAAAGUUUCGAACUUGCUAAGUUAAAUUUCUCACAUUUGUAUUCAACUUGAACAUGAACUUCAAUAAAUUCAUAAGUAAAGCUGUAAGA